AUGACGGUAGGAAAUGAGUUCCCCGAUGUGUGUGACGCGUGCCAAGUCUAUAUCAAGCGAAAUCAUACGAUUGCCGGCGCCUGUUUGCAUCCUCAACAUGUCCUCAAGGCUCAAGCUUUUGACAACGCCUCUCAAGAUCCAUACUCUGUGGGCAUUUAUGAGAAUCUCCGUUUCUCUACUCAACCCUCGUGUCCACGUUCUGUUCAUAUCGAUGAUCAAGCCAUGCUCCACAACUUCUUAAUGGAGAAACUGUUUCACGGAUCCAAGGAAGUUCCUCACAUUGGACGUGCCUACUUCCACCAAAGCAUUGCGCUCGUGUCCAUUUGCAGACAGGUAGUACCGCAUGUUGGAUUGGAUUUGGACCGAGAGAAUCAACUUGAGCAAGCUAUAGAAUUACUAAACAAGGCACUUGAAUAUGCGAGAAAGGCUGGGCGUCAAGAAAAUACAGAAGCGCAGGAAGCACUGAACACCGCUUCCCUCCGUAUUGUCAAAUAUCUUCGCGUAUACCAUGAUCAUCCGUACGGCGGUCAUCCCUUCGACCGUUUAUGUACACAGCCGGAUAAAGUGAUGGGCGACAUCAACAAGCUAUUGAUUGGCUCACAAACUGAUACCGACGCUCAUGCGGAGGGCAAAGUAAAAAACCAGGUGGCCGUUGCGAAAGAAAGGCUUGAUGAAAUGCGCAAAAAGGAUCAGGACGCUAGCCAGCAAAUUCAACACCUUUCUGAGAGGUUGAGAUUCAAGGUGGAAGUGUGGGUUUGGCCUGCUGAGGUAAAUCUCAACCAAAGCGGGGUACGUCGACGUGAAGUGGUUCUUGAGGAAGAUGCGAUUCUAGAUCAUGUCCUUUGUCGAGUUCUCGACUUCGCUGCUAACGACAAACUCACUUUAUCCUUGACCCUGAACCCACAGUUUUACAAAACUUUUUUAUCCCUCAACAAACCGCUCCCUAGUAAAAUCGAACCUUUGCAACCAAGCACUAUGCUUUCAGACCUGCGACCAAGCACUACGCUUUCAAACGACCCGCUUGUUCUAAAUCUUGUGGUGGAUCGACAAUGGCGUGUAGUUCUCGACCUAGCCAAUCAGGUCCAAGUAUUUGGAAAUGUCAUCAAAGUUCGAGACGACGUGGUCUUCUUAAAAAACAAGCUUGGGGCUCUGGAGUCAGCCCGUGAACUGUUCAGCAACGGGGAGCUGGUAUCAUUCUAUAGUUACCCACUGGAAGUCACAAUGCAAGUGGAUGUUGAAUGGUUCUCUGUCGUCACCAAAGCAGCUGAAAUGGAUGAAUCCUGUGACUUUCUUGUGUCACAACGUCUUCCGAACGAGUCCACCUUCAAAACUUUGGAUUGGAAGCCAAUCAACAGGUCGCUGCACCAACGUCCUCCGAACGAGUCUACUUCGGAUUCCAACAGAUCGCCGCACACAGAUGUUGUGUCAAAAAAGAAACGAAACCCUGAAGGAAAGCUUCAAACUGUUGCGCAUGAGAUCGACUAUAUUGGUGCUAAUAUGGGGCCAAUAUCGCAAAAUUUCCAGCGAGAACAGGCUCAACAAAAAAAAGGGUGGUUUAAAAGAAUUUUUGGCAAAGACGACCUGCCAAAUGCAAUGAAGUCUCUCCGGGAUGGAUGGCAGUUGACAUUCCAGAGUGCUGCCGUAGUUUCUGGCCUUCUUGCGUCCACCGCUUCCGGCUUGUAUAGUUUUUUCAAGGACGAGAGCAAGUUUCGCGCGCGUACCAAUCCUGAUGGAACCCGCACUUUUGUUUUGAUUUUGUGUUAUUCCUCUCUCCUCUUCAGCAUCGGCGCGGUGAUCACCUCCUUCAUUCUCAUUGACAAGCUUGGUGAACUUCCCUUUUACGCGUCGGCGAAAAAGGACUUGCCAGCAGCUGGGUCUUUAAGUUGCUCAUCCAACGACAUACUUGUCAGGCACUGUAGUAUGGUCGACAACGCCAAUGACCUCCAAGCUCCAAUGACGCAGCUGGGCAAUUUUGAAAACAUUGAACAGGUUGGCAAUUGGGUACUACAAUCCCAGUCCAUAACUCAUUCCAACAUAAAUACUCCUCAUUAA
This is a messenger RNA of Laccaria bicolor S238N-H82, 2052 nucleotides long. RefSeq lists its product as uncharacterized. The transcript has 14 exons. NCBI's taxonomy places the organism in Eukaryota, Fungi, Basidiomycota, Agaricomycetes, Agaricales, Hydnangiaceae. The coding region runs from base 1 to 2052 and encodes 683 amino acids. The record is from RefSeq and is a predicted model, not a curated record.